AUGGCUCUCAUCUUCUUCUCUCUCCUGACAAUAGCAUUAGAAUUCUUGUAUUUGCGUGGGGUUACACCAUUCAACUUCAGUUAUCCGGCAGUCUUCAACUUCGGUGAUUCAAAUUCAGACACCGGUGGCCUCGCCGCCGGGAUUGCUUUCCCUGUGGGGCCGCCGAAUGGACAAACCUAUUUCCUGAAGCCAUCAGGACGAUUCUGUGAUGGCCGUUUGAUCAUCGAUUUUUUGAGUAAUUUUAAUUUAUUCCAUUGCCUUUGCCGCAGCUAUCUUCUUCCACUCGCCAUGGCUCUCAUCUUCUUCUCUCUCCUGACAAUAGCAUUAGAAUUCUUGUAUUUGCGUGGGGUUACACCAUUCAACUUCAGUUAUCCGGCAGUCUUCAACUUCGGUGAUUCAAAUUCAGACACCGGUGGCCUCGCCGCCGGGAUUGCUUUCCCUGUGGGGCCGCCGAAUGGACAAACCUAUUUCCUGAAGCCAUCAGGACGAUUCUGUGAUGGCCGUUUGAUCAUCGAUUUUUUGAGUAAUGUAUCUUCACCUUGUAACUAG
Molecule: messenger RNA, 549 nt
Organism: Ilex paraguariensis (yerba mate)
Lineage: Eukaryota; Viridiplantae; Streptophyta; Magnoliopsida; Aquifoliales; Aquifoliaceae
Source: the annotation of a GenBank genome assembly